Molecule: messenger RNA, 2580 nt
Organism: Centruroides sculpturatus (bark scorpion)
Lineage: Eukaryota; Metazoa; Arthropoda; Arachnida; Scorpiones; Buthidae
Product: cyclic AMP-dependent transcription factor ATF-1-like
Exons: 9
Coding region: 150-1409 (419 amino acids)
Biological process (GO): regulation of transcription by RNA polymerase II
Cellular component (GO): transcription regulator complex; nucleus
Molecular function (GO): DNA-binding transcription factor activity, RNA polymerase II-specific; protein binding; RNA polymerase II cis-regulatory region sequence-specific DNA binding
Source: RefSeq, a predicted model, not a curated record
GGUGAGGUGACGUUUCGGUGACGACUUCGUCUGGUAAGUUUGACGUGGCUACUACGUUUCUAUCAAUUUAUCCACUCGGAUUGCUUCAAACUCGGUGACGACGAGAAAUACGUAAGUGAACUUGAAGAAGACAAUUGAAAUUACCAAAGAUGUUUGAAAUCAAUCUUAGGAAUGAUAUGGAUAGUUUAGUAGAUGAACAAGGAAGUACUUUACAUAUUGGAGAUAGAGCAUUAUCGUCUCCAACUUCACCUGGUGGCGACAGAGAUAAUUUACCUGUAUCAUCAUCUGGAUCACAAGUUAGGUCUAAUGGAGCCGUUCUUUUUACAACACCAAGUCAAGUGAAUCAAGUUCGAAAGGCAGUAGGAUCAGGUGGUUCUACAGCUCAAGCUAUUGCUCUACCACAACCAGGUGGUGCAGUAUCUAUUGUCCAUGUAACUCUUCCUAAUCAACCAGUCCAUGUUCAGUCUGUCAUACAACCUGGUCCUAAUCAACAGUCUGUUAUUCAAACUACUGGUGGUAAUACUUUGCAAUCAAUGCAGCUGCCUAAGAAUGUGAUACUUUUGAAUAAAGUUACUCAAGGUUCUGUAAUCCACAGUACAGAUGGAGAGGCAGGCGUUCAUCCUGUACAGUUAAUUUCUGCCAGUAAAGGAGAUGAUGGGGAGACUGUUACACUUGCCUUAUCUGAUGAAGAAUCAAAGAAACGCAGGGAAAUUUUAGCCAGACGGCCUUCAUAUCGUAAGAUACUUAAUGAUUUAUCAUCAACAGAAGCCCAAGGAGCAGUAGUCAGUUUGACUGGAAAUUCAGGAACAACUGUAAAAGAAGAGACUGGAAAUGCUAAUGGAGGUAAUGAUGCAACAAACCAAGAGUCUGAGAGUGGUACAGUAAGUGGGAAUACCAUCACAGUGGCGGGAACUCAAUACCACACAGCACCUGGUAUACUAAAAGUAUUACCUGCUUCAGCUAUUCAGUUAGCUUCUCAGGAUGGCAGUAUACAAGGUCUUCAAACUAUUGCCAUGGCCAAUUCUGGAUCAGGUACUGCUGGUACUAUUGUUCAAUAUGCCCAGGGUCAGGAUGGACAAUUCUUUGUCCCAGUGACAGUAUCUGCGGCAGACCUUCAGGCCUACCAAAUAAGGACUACAGGUUCAACUGGUUCGGGUGGAUUAACACAUGGAGUCGUAAUGGCUCCUUCCAGCAAUCUUAAUCAACAACAUACAGUCGUGGAAGAUGCUUCUAGAAAAAGAGAGCUACGGUUGCUUAAGAACAGGGAAGCUGCAAAAGAAUGCAGAAGGAAAAAGAAAGAGUACAUCAAGUGCUUAGAAAAUCGUGUUGCUGUUUUAGAAAAUCAAAACAAAGCCCUGAUUGAAGAAUUGAAAUCAUUAAAGGAACUUUACUGUCAAAAAACAGAAUAGAGUUUAUAUUGACAAAAGAAAGUAACUUGUCAAUUAUAAAUUAUAUAUAUAUAUACAUAAAAUAUAUAUUAUAUAAAUAUAUGUGUACAGACGAGCUUCGUGAAGACAACGCACAGAUCAUAACUUGUGGUAAUUAGAUUGAAAUAGACUAAAGUAUGAUCAUUUUGUACAUCCAGUAUCUCGGGUGGAAUGUUUACUAGAAAUCCGAGCGUCCAGUGAUCGUACAAGCACGGUUCUGUACAGUUUUAAAUGACAAUUAGAUUUUUGGUGACAGCCAAUCACCAUGUGUACAGAAAACAAAUUAUUAUUGUGUUAAUUAUUGAUGAUACAUGAAGUUAUUCAGACACCUAGAGUGAACUAUUCUUGAUCCAAUUGGGAACAUCGAUUGGACUCCUAAGAAAAUUGUAUAAAAGUGUGUGAAGUCGAAUUAUAAAAGUUAGUCGGAAUAAAAAAAAAAUAUAUAUAUAUAUAUAAAUAUAUAUAUAAACAAAUUUAUAAAACAGUCCAUAAAGAAUGUGCUCAUUUUCAACCUGUGCCUUGCAUUCUGCUUUAUUCUGUGUAAUAAUGAAAUGUCACUUAAGACAUUCACUGUGAAACAAUUUAUUUCUCAAUAAAUUACAAUAUAGAUACAAUUAUUUAAGAUAUUAACAAAAAAAGAAAAAACUAUGAAAACUAUCGUAAGAGUACACUGAUAACAAAGCACACUUUGUAUACAAUUAAAAGUAAAUGUGCACUCUCCAAAUUUAACAUGUAAAAAUUUUAAUUUAUCACACUGUAUCAUAUAUAUUAUGUACACAUCUAAACAAAGUACACUGAACAUUUUUGUAGAAAGUUGGAAAAGAAAAAUUUAUAUUUAAUAUAACAGAUUCAACAUAGUUUUACAUUCCACAUAAUACUUAUUUUGAAAUAUUAAACAUUUAGUGCAUAAUAAGAAAUAUAAAUACUUUCUUUUAAACUAUUCAUGCUAAAAUAAAUUUCAAUUUACUUUCUUAUAAAGCUAAAUCUGCACAAAAAUGGUUACGGUUAAGACGAUCUACAUCUUAAUCCAGCGAGUAUUGUGUACGUAGAAGAAAUGUUUUAAAUCGAAAAAAAAUAAAAAAAAUGUGCUCAUAUUUAUGUAUGUGUGUUUAAAAUAAUAUAAAGAUUUCAAAUAAAUAUGCUUGUUAAAAUA